AUUCGAUAAGAAAAACAAUGCAACAAGAUAACGAAAGCAUUCAUAAUUAAAAAAGAAAUUCUUCGAAAACUCCAGAAGCGGUAAAUUUUUCUAUUAAACAUAAAUCGUCGUGACUAAGCAAAUCUACUGUUAUGUUUUUAAAAUUUAAGGGAAAUUUUGCUUAUGAUCUUUCUGGAUAUAUAUAAAUCCCAAUUGUUCUUCUAUAUCAAUCUGAAACAUAUUCAAAACAGGAAGCAUGAAACUACUGAUACUUUUCGUAUGUAUACCGGUGAUAUUAGCGCACAAAGAAGUAUUCAGCCAUGCUCAUGCAGGUGGAAAAGGUACUGGUUUUGGAGUAGGAUUUAGUGGAGAAAAAGAAGGUGCAGAUGACCACGUUCAAGGAAGAAUUGCGGGCGGCAAAAUUCUUAUAAUUGGAGUUAGAGGUGGAAAAGGAACUGGUGGCGGUGGUUUCGAUGGUGGAGUUGGAGGCGGACAUGGAGGCGGACAUGGUGGUAUUGGUGGAGGAAUUGGUGGCGGAAAAGGUACUGGUGGAAUUAGAGGUGGAAGAGGAAUUGGUGGUGGAAUCGGAGGAGGAUAUGGAGGCGGAAUUGGUGGAGGAAUUGGAGGUGGACGUGGAGGUAUUGGAGGAUUAGGUGUCGAAAAAGGUGGUGGACUCGGAGGCGGACGUGGUGGAGGCAUUGGCAGUGGACAUGGUGGUAUUGAUGGUGGAAUAGGAGGUGGAAAAGGUGGAAUUAGAGGUGGUUUAGAUGGAGGAAUUGGAGGUGGAAAAGGUGUCGGACUCGGAGGUGGACAUGGUAGUGGAAUUGGAGGCGGUAAAGGAGGUGGACUCGGAGGUGGACGUGGUGGAAGCAUUGGCGGAGGACAUGGUGGUAUUGGUGGCGGAAUUGGAGGUGGUAUUGAUGGAGGUAUUGGAGGAAUAGGUGGAGGAAAAGGUGGAGGACUCGGGGGUGGACAUGUUGGAGGAACUGGAGGAAUAGGUGGUGGACUCGGAGGUGGACGUGGUGGAAGCAUUGGCGGUGGAAUUGGAGGCGGAAAAGGUGGUGGACUCGGAGGUGGACAUGGUGGCGGAAUUGGUGGAGGAGUUGGAGGUGGACAUGGUGACGGAAUUGGAGGCGGAAAAGGUGGUGGACUCGGAGGUGGACAUGGUGACGGAAUUGGUGGAGGAAUUGGCGGUGGAAAAGGUGGCGGAAUCGGAGGAGGUAGCGGUGGUGGACUCGGAGGUGGACAUGGUGACGGAAUUGGUGGAGGAAUUGGCGGUGGAAAAGGUGGCGGAAUCGGAGGAGGUAGCGGUGGUGGUUUCGGAAGUGGAGGAGGAGGUGGGUUUGGCGGUGGAUUUGGUGGUGGAUUUGGUGGUGGGUUUGGAGGUGGUUAUGGAGGUGGCUUUGGAGGUGGAGCUGGUGGAAUUAAAAAAAAACCUUGGUAAUAUUAAAAUAAAAUUUUAAAUUAAAGUGACAGUUCAUUAUAUACGUUUAUAAA
Centruroides sculpturatus (bark scorpion) is the source of this 1476-nucleotide messenger RNA. RefSeq names its product glycine-rich cell wall structural protein-like. Bases 236 to 1423 code for a protein of 395 amino acids. Lineage: Eukaryota; Metazoa; Arthropoda; Arachnida; Scorpiones; Buthidae. The record is from RefSeq and is a predicted model, not a curated record. The transcript is spliced from 3 exons.